GAGCCGCAGGGGGGCCUACAGGUCCUCGACGUCGUGCUGCGGGAAGUCGCUAGCCAGAGGUACCUCUCCGUAAGGCGGUCGUUCUACUCGCCGGACAUUAGGACGCCGCAGAGGCUCGGCGAUGGCUUGCAGUCGUGGUUCGGCUUCUACCAGAGCAUCCGGCCGACCCAAAUGGGAUUGUCACUCAACAUCGACAUGUCGUCCACGGCAUUUGUCGAGCCGCUGCCGGUGAUCGAUUUUGCGGCGCAGAUCCUGGGGAAGGAUGUCAUGUCAAGGCCGUUGUCGGACGCGAACCGAGUCAGGAUAAAGAAAGCUCUACACGAUUUGAAGGUCGAAAUCACUCACCGGGGAAGUUUAAGACGGAAAUACCGUGUCUUCGGCUUGACAGCGCAACCAACUCAUGAGCUAAUUUUCCCAAUUGACGAUGAAGUGAAAUCGGUUGUAGAGUACUUCAAGGAAAUGUAUGGUUUCACCAUAAAGCAACCACAUCUUCCCUGCCUUCUUGUAGGAAACCAAAAGAAGCCAAAUUAUCUACCAAUGGAGGUCUGCAAGAUUGUUGAAGGUCAGAGAUACAAGAAGAGGUUGAAUGAAAAGCAGAUCACAUCAUUACUGAAAGUUACAUGCCAAAGGCCUGGAGACAAGGAAAUGGAUAUUCGACGGACCGUUCACAAAAAUGGAUAUGAUCAAGAUCCCUAUGCGAAGGAAUUUGGGAUAAACAUAAGCGACAAACUCACCUCUAUUGAAGCAAGAGUUCUGCCUGCACCCUGGCUAAAAUAUCAUGAUACCGGAAAAGAGUCAGAGUGCUUACCUCGUGUUGGCCAAUGGGACAUGAAAAACAAGAAAGUUGUCAAUGGAUGCACUGUGAAUCAUUGGGCAUCCAUUAACUUCUCAAGAAGUGUUCAAGAAAGCACUGCCAGUGGAUUUUGCCAGGAGUUAGCCCAAACGUGUAAACUUUUAGGCAUGGAGUUCAACAGCGAGCCUGCUAUACCAAUGUAUUCGGCUAGACCAGAGCAAGCAGUACAGGCGCUUAAGCAUGUGUAUAACGCUGCACUGAAAAAACCCAAGGGAAAGGAGCUUGAGCUUCUUUUGGUAAUCCUCCCUGACAACAAUGGUGCAUUGUAUGGUGACAUAAAGCGCAUUUGUGAGACCGAAUUGGGAAUAAUGUCACAGUGCUGCUUAGCAAAGCAUGUAUUUAAGAUCUGCAAACGAUACCUGGCGAAUGUCUCACUCAAAAUCAAUGUUAAGAUGGGGGGAAGAAAUACCGUACUCUUGGACGCGGUAAGUCGGAGAAUCCCAUUGGUCAGUGAUGUACCGACAAUAAUAUUUGGUGCGGAUGUAACGCAUCCUGAAACCAGAGAGGACACCAGUCCAUCAAUUGCUGCGGUUGUUGCUUCUCAAGACUGGCCAGAAGUUACAAAGUACGCUGGAUUGGUGUGCGCUCAAGCUUAUCGGCAAGAGCUCAUCCAGGAUCUCUACAAAACAUGGCAUGAUCCUCAGCGAGGCACUGUCACCGGAGGCAUGAUCAGGGAGCUUUUAAUUUCCUUCAGGAAAGCCACAGGGCAGAAACCAUUGAGAAUAAUCUUCUACAGGGACGGUGUCAGCGCAGGACAGUUCCAUCAAGUAUUACUUUACGAGUUAGAUGCUAUCCGCAAGGCUUGUGCAUCUUUAGAACCAAAUUACCAACCUCCAGUGACGUUUGUGAUAGUCCAAAAGCGUCACCAUACAAAACUAUUUGCAAACAACCACAAUGAUAAAAGCAGCACCGACAAGAGCGGAAAUAUCCUGCCUGGCACCGUUGUUGAUUCAAAGAUAUGCCAUCCCACACAGUUUGAUUUCUACCUCUGCAGCCAUGCUGGAAUCCAGGGCACCAGUAAGCCAGCACAUUAUCAUGUUCUGUGGGACGAGAACAAUUUCAUGGCGGAUGAAAUGCAGACUUUGACGAACAACCUUUGCUACACGUAUGUGCGUUGCACACGAUCUGUUUCUGUCGUGCCGCCUGUUUACUACGCUCAUCUAGCCGCAUUCCGGGCACGUUUCUACAUGGACCAAGAUAGCCUCUCGGUGAAGAAUGCCAACGGGAGGAAUGGAGGCGCCAUGAAGACUAUGCCGGCAGUGAAAGAGAGGGUGAAGAGGGUGAUGUUCUACUGCUGACAAGGGGAAAAGAGUAGCACCCAGGCAUGCUAUAUACUCCAGCUAACACUAGGAGUUAGAGGUUUAGAUUAGAUAUAUGUAGGGCGGGAAGAGUGAAGAACUAGGUAUCUUGUCCUGUAAAAACUUGGCCGAUGUUUUAUUGAGGGCGAAAAAAAUCCUGCGUAAUAUAUAGCUUAUAUAUUGACAAA
Molecule: messenger RNA, 2339 nt
Organism: Triticum urartu
Lineage: Eukaryota; Viridiplantae; Streptophyta; Magnoliopsida; Poales; Poaceae
Source: RefSeq, a predicted model, not a curated record